AUGGGCGACACUGCCACCACUGCCCCUGGAGCAGCUGCUCUCUCAGCUCCCAGUGGAAGCCCCCUCCUGAAGCUCUUUGGAACUGACCCAAUCGAUCCCCUUGGCCAUGUCCGUCCUUUGAGCUUCAUUCGCAACAAAAUCUAUUCCUACGCCUGGUCUCGCGAGCGACGAGAUGACUUCAAGCUUGACUGGGUUGUUUCUGAGUCUGGCAUCAACCGCAAUGUCCCUGAGCGCUUUGUACCAGACACUCCCCAUGGUACUGCUGCAUUUAAGUGCCUGGACAAGCUCCCGUGCAACCUCCACCUUGUCAACAAACAGAUAUCUGAGGAUUUCACUCGUUACAUCUACAACAUCAAUGCUCUCGAAAUUCUUGUGGACCUCAAGGCUGUGCACACUGAGGCUACAGCCGCCUGUCUUCAGGAGAUCGUCACACAGCUACAGAACCCCAACCUCCAGAAGUACACACGACGUAGCCGGGUGCGAAUCCACUUCCCCCCUUCAUACCCAGUCAACAAUCUUCCAGCCAUCAAUCAACAUGCUCUUGAGGACAUUGCAUCUUCCUUUGACCAGUUUGAGCAGCUUGAGCAUGUGGCUCUCCGUGUGGUUCUGGCGCAGGGUUCGCCUCUGGACUACGAAAUUCGUUUUGCCGCCUUUCCAUUUUAUCCCAUGCGCAUGACCUACUGGUCUCUUCGAACCCUCAACACCAACGUUUUUCCAUCCAGCUGGGACAUCCUGGACAAACGGGAAAUCAAGCUGCUCGAUCAAGCUUGGAGAAUUUACAACGACAGUGGCAGUCUGACAGCACCGAUUAAGUACCGCUCUGUCGCACAUUUCCCAGAGUCAAGUCGGCCCCUUGCGCUCGAUGUAAUCAAUACAGCUGGUGGUGCUCUGCCGUACAAUGAGUUGUACAGUCCAAGAAAUGGUAGCAUGAAGAGAAAAAUUCGCAAGCAGAGAGCUCUGGCCAGUUCUCUGGUGUCUGCCAACCCUUCUUCUGUUAAGCCUCUCAAUGACUCUGAGGCUAUGGCGAGUGUGAAGCUGCCGAUACCUGGCGUGGAAGAGUCUCAGGCUAUCGCAGUCGAUGCUGCUGGCCGUGGUGCGGCGACAAACGCACAGUCUUCAGACCCUGAAUUUGUGUUGAAUACGGCAAACUACAAGCAAUAUGGCUCCCACCCAACCAUCCCACCAUCGCCUCCUCAGUCACCUGCUCAGCCCGGGAUGACCACGGCCAUGAUGUUUCCCUCAUUCAUGAGUAAUGACGACUUCACAGUGUCCUCACAGGUUGGAAAACCAGUGAUCAGCAAACAAAACACAUCUUGUCCGGAGCUUCAGGGCGCGGGUGCAAUGGACAAGCACCCACAAGACCCUCGACCUCCUAGUCCAGCUUCCAGCUCAUGUACCAUCGGUUCGACGUCGGAGAAUCCAACUGCCCUCAUGGACAAGGACGAAGAUGGUCGCGGAGACCUCAUUGUUGCCGGACAGACGGACAUCCACCACGUCCAGCAGAAGCAGGCAAAGAAAAAGCGAAAGUCCAAGAAGAGAGCCAAGUCGGUCGCCAACAAAGCCGGCGUGGUUCAGCAUGACCCUGUCCCCAGCGCCGCUCUCGACCAGGAUGAGAAGCAGGAGGAUGGUCUUGUUUCGGGCGGGCAGGAUGAUGGUGUGGGGGAGAAAGGUUCCGACAUAGACAUCGACAGCAAGUCUAUGACGGUCGGAGCUGAGCCAUCAAAGUCUGUAAAGAAGGUGGGGGCGUCAACGAGGCGCAAUCUGUCCAAGCUUGAGUUGCGCGCCUAUUCAAGCAAAUAUGCAAUCGCCAAGGAGCCCGACGCUACCCUGGGCGUCUUAAUGGAGAGGGACAUUUUUAUCAACUGGCACUUGCGCCAGCAAGAGCGGCAACGCACCGAGCAUGCUGAAAGACAAGCCAAGAAUAAGGAGACCAAGGAGAAGAGGGGAAUCAAGAAAGCUAAGCAGUUGUUGCUCCGUCGAGACACUGUCGCUCCCAACUCACCUCUAUCUCGUGCGUGUGAGCGUCAGCGCCAGGACCAGAAGAGCACGAGGAAGGCCAGCAAGAGCAGCGAGCCCGAUGUUGCAUCCGAGGCCGCUGGCCAUAUAUUUGAUGCAUUGAUAGAAACCGAGAUGUUCAUUCGUGGGCUCCCUCAAGUCACCAGCCUUGAACGCGAGCACCGCUUCAACUUCAGCAGCACAGAUCAGCCAAGCCGUCUUAUUGAAGAAGUCAAGGAGGAUGCGGGUAGCUCCAGCUCCAGCUCACCAAGCGAUGUUCAAGAUGGUUUAUAUUAUUCUGCGGAAAGUAUACCUUUCCGGUCGCCGGGACAGCUUGAAGGGGACGGCAAUCACACACACGGUGACGAGACCAGUCUCUCUCAAGACUUGUGUGCUACUAGCGUUUCCAAGCACAGCCAGAAAGAGUUUUCUGGCAGUGCCACGAGUUCCGGUCAAGAUUCUGGGCAAAUGGUUUUUUCAGGUACAAAUCCAGUUGAAGACAGCCCGUAUGGUUGUGCCUCAGGAAGUCCAGGCGGACGAGGGCCUCAGCGCGCCCGCAGACCGCAGCACCUAAGAGGUCACCGAAACGCUACGCGAGGCGCGAGGCGUGGUAACCAGGAUGUAUCUCUUGCUAAGGAUGGGCACGGCGAUCGCAGAACGCAUUGGGCUGCCCACGUAAUGGCGAGCGACGAAGGCUUGCGAGCUCGAGAUCGGAAGGAGAAUGAGACGCGGAAGCGCAAGCUGGAAGCUGACGGGGCUGAGGAUACUACUGCCUACGACCGUCCAAUCAUCGACACCUGGAUCAAGAAGGACGAGGAUGGCAAUCGCAUCGAGCACCAGACUGAGCGGCUGGUCUACAGCAAUCAAAAGCAGGAGCCAUCCGCGUCGGACGGACACGUCUCUUGA
This is a messenger RNA of Cryphonectria parasitica EP155, 2901 nucleotides long. RefSeq lists its product as uncharacterized. The transcript has a single exon. Lineage: Eukaryota; Fungi; Ascomycota; Sordariomycetes; Diaporthales; Cryphonectriaceae. Bases 1 to 2901 code for a protein of 966 amino acids. The record is from RefSeq and is a predicted model, not a curated record.